UUGGUCUUAUCAGUCUCACAUAAAGAUUCCUAGUCGUAACAGCUUCUCUCUUUCUCUCAUCUCUUUCUCACUUACACACAACACAAGUAGAUUCCCUCCUCACCGGAAUGGCCACCACCGACGAAUCUUACGACGACGACGUCUCACCUAUUGAAGAAGUCCGUUUAACGGUGACAAACACCGACGACCAUAAACUACCGGUUUGGACGUUUAGGAUGUGGUUUUUGGGUUUAAUCUCAUGUGCCCUCCUCUCUUUCCUUAACCAAUUCUUCUCGUACCGUACCGAACCUCUUGUCAUCACUCAAAUCACGGUCCAAGUCGCUACACUCCCCAUAGGUCAUUUCUUGGCCAAGGUGCUUCCCAAAACUCAGUUUGGGAUACCAGGAUUUGGAUCGACCCGGUUCUCGUUGAACCCCGGUCCAUUUAACAUGAAGGAGCAUGUGUUGAUCUCAAUUUUCGCGAAUGCGGGUAGUGCGUUCGGAUCCGGGUCAGCUUAUGCGGUUGGUAUCGUCACAAUUAUUAAAGCUUUCUAUCGCAAAAACAUCUCUUUCAUUGCCGGCUGGCUCCUCAUCAUCACUACACAGGUAUUGGGAUAUGGGUGGGCCGGUUUACUAAGGAAAUACGUGGUCGAACCGGCUCACAUGUGGUGGCCUAGCACUUUGGUUCAAGUGUCACUGUUUCGGGCACUGCAUGAGAAGGAUGAGCAAAGGAUGACGAGAGCAAAGUUCUUUGUAAUAGCGUUAGUCUGCAGUUUCGGAUGGUACAUAGUCCCUGGCUAUCUCUUCACGACACUCACAAGCAUAUCAUGGAUAUGUUGGGCAUUCCCACGAUCAGUCACUGCUCAACAGAUUGGUUCGGGAAUGAGAGGUCUCGGUCUUGGAGCCUUUACACUAGACUGGACCGCGGUUGCAUCUUUCUUGUUCAGUCCACUCAUUAGCCCCUUCUUCGCCAUCGCUAAUGUUUUCAUCGGCUAUGUUCUUUUGAUCUACAUCGUGUUGCCUUUAUCUUAUUGGGGAUUUGAUGCUUACAACGCUACGAGGUUCCCUAUAUUCUCAUCGCACUUGUUCACAUCGGUUGGUCAGACGUACGAUAUCCCUGCGAUCGUGAAUGAUAAGUUUGAGCUCGAUUUAGCUAAGUACGAGCAGCAAGGAAGGAUUAACUUGAGCACGUUCUUUGCUAUGACUUAUGGGCUUGGUUUCGCUACCAUUGCUUCUACACUCACUCAUGUAGCUCUCUUCUACGGCAGGGAAAUUACCGAGAGGUUUCGAGUUUCGUACAAAGGCAAAGAGGAUGUCCAUACUAGGUUAAUGAAGAGAUAUAAAGACAUACCUUCAUGGUGGUUCUAUUCAAUGCUGGGUGCAACACUUCUUAUCUCUCUUGCGUUAUGUGUUUUCUUGAACGAUCAGGUUCAAAUGCCUUGGUGGGGACUUGUGUUCGCUAGUGCCAUGGCUUUCAUCUUCACACUUCCCAUCAGCAUCAUUACCGCAACAACUAACCAAACACCAGGGUUGAAUAUAAUAACUGAGUACGCAAUGGGAAUCAUUUACCCGGGAAGACCUAUUGCAAAUGUAUGCUUCAAAGUCUAUGGAUACAUGAGUAUGGCACAAGCUGUCUCUUUCUUAAACGACUUCAAACUUGGUCACUACAUGAAGAUCCCACCAAGAUCCAUGUUCUUGGUUCAAUUCAUCGGUACAAUUCUUGCUGGAACAAUUAACAUAACGGUUGCAUGGUGGCAACUAAACACUAUAACCAAUAUAUGCCAAGAAGAACUUCUACCACCCAACAGUCCAUGGACAUGUCCGGGCGACCGUGUUUUCUUCGAUGCAUCGGUCAUUUGGGGAUUGGUAGGACCAAAACGGAUCUUUGGCUCACAAGGAAACUACGCUGCCAUGAACUGGUUUUUCCUCGGUGGUGCAAUAGGACCGGUGAUAGUGUGGUUGUGCCACAAAGCGUUUCCAAAACAUUCUUGGAUUCCUCUAGUGAAUCUCCCGGUUCUACUAGGAGCAACCGCAAUGAUGCCACCAGCGACAGCGGUGAACUACAACUCAUGGAUCUUGGUCGGGACGAUAUUCAACCUUUUUGUGUUCCGGUACCGGAAAAGCUGGUGGCAAAGGUAUAACUACGUGCUGUCAGCUGCGAUGGACGCUGGUGUAGCGUUCAUGGCGGUUUUGUUGUACUUCUCGGUAGGGAUGGAGGAUAAGAGUUUGGAUUGGUGGGGAACAAGAGGUGAACAUUGUGAUCUAGCUAGAUGUCCUACCGCUAGAGGAGUGAUUGUUAAAGGUUGCCCGGUUGUAUGAUUGCUGCGUUACAAAAAUGUAUUAUAUCGAUAUUUAUAAACAAAUAAAUUAAUUAAAAUUCGCAAUUAUAAAAGAACAA
This is a messenger RNA of Brassica oleracea var. oleracea, 2376 nucleotides long. RefSeq names its product oligopeptide transporter 4. Gene Ontology annotation, molecular function: oligopeptide transmembrane transporter activity. NCBI's taxonomy places the organism in Eukaryota, Viridiplantae, Streptophyta, Magnoliopsida, Brassicales, Brassicaceae. Bases 108 to 2297 code for a protein of 729 amino acids. Gene Ontology annotation, biological process: transmembrane transport. The record is from RefSeq and is a predicted model, not a curated record. The transcript has 5 exons.